Molecule: messenger RNA, 1858 nt
Organism: Impatiens glandulifera
Lineage: Eukaryota; Viridiplantae; Streptophyta; Magnoliopsida; Ericales; Balsaminaceae
Product: nuclear transport factor 2-like
Exons: 9
Coding region: 150-1580 (476 amino acids)
Cellular component (GO): ribonucleoprotein complex; cytosol
Molecular function (GO): mRNA binding
Source: RefSeq, a predicted model, not a curated record
UUUCUCUUCUAAUAUAUUUUCCAUUUCUUUCUUGGCGUGCUAUUUGUUUUGUUCUGUUUUCUCUCUCUUUCAAGGUUCCUUCUUCGCGAUCGAUCAAAAUCAACUUCACGGAUCUCUCUUUAUCGAUUUAUCAUCUCUAUUCGCAUCAGAUGACAAUGCAGGAAGCUAGUCCUGCUGCUUCUGCUAUUCCGAGUGCCCAAGUUGUGGGUAACGCCUUUGUUGACCAGUACUAUCAUAUUCUUCACCAAUCUCCAGAACUUGUUUUUAAGUUUUAUCAAGAUUCUAGCAUUUUGAGCAGACCAGAUGCUAAUGGCGGAAUGACUACAGUGACAACAGUAAAAGCAAUCAAUGAGAAGAUUCUGUCCUUGAACUAUGGAAACUAUACGGCAGAGAUUAAAAAUGCAGAUUCCCAAGAUUCUCAUCAAAGCGGAGUUAUUGUUCUGGUUACAGGUUACUUGACUGGGAAGGAGAAUGGGAAACGGAAGUUUGCUCAGAGUUUCUUCCUAGCCCCACAAGAAAAGGGCUACUUUGUUCUUAAUGACGUUUUUAGGUAUGUUGAUGAAACCGAAGAGUUGGAAGCUGGUUCUACAUCGGGUAGGGCUAUUGACAACAGUGUUGAAGUGCCUCCUGUAACUCCUGAUCAAGAAAUCAUACCUGUGGCAGACCAUACAGGAGAUGAACAUGCAACCAACCUUGAGGUUCAGGAAAUUAAUAAUGAUACAGAAGUUUAUCAUCCUUCAGAUCAUGACGAAGGAUCAGUUAUUGAUGAUGAAGUUAUUGUUGAGCCUUCAACACAAUUUGAUCAGAAUGAAAGUGAUUUAGUGAACAGUUCAGAUCUCUUGGCACAAGAAGAAAAAAAGUCAUAUGCAUCAAUUGUCAAGGUAACUAAAGUUCAUAAAGCACCAGCACCAGUUUAUAAACCGACCAAUAAAGUGAGGGCGGUGCCUUCAAAUACAAAUCAACGGUCUCUUAGUCCUGUCAAAGCUUCUCCUGAUCCAGAAUCAGUUGCUCCCAUUGAUGACAAAGUUCCAGAAAACAUUACUUCUCAAGAGGAGGAAGUUGAAGGGCACUCUAUAUACGUACGGAAUUUGCCUCUAAAUGCAACCGUUCCAAUGCUUGACGAGGAGUUCAAACAAUUUGGUCCUAUCAAACGUGGCGGUAUUCAAGUCCGAAGUAACCAGGUUCAGGGAUUCUGCUUUGGCUUUGUUGAAUUUGAAGCAUUGGAAUCCAUGCAAAAUGCCAUAAAGGCUUCACCUCUGACAAUUGGCAACCGCAAAUCAGUUGUUGAGGAGAAGAAGACUACUACACGAGUUAAUAGCAGUCCGAGAGGAAGGUACCUUUCGGCCAGAGGUGGAUUCAGAGGUACUCGUGGAAACUUUGGUGGGGGGCGUAGAGGAUUUGGAGGUAGGAAUGAUUAUAGAAACCAAGGAUCGAGAGGUGGUGGUGGUGGUACAAGAAGGAAUGUAGAAGGUGGCGGUUACCAAAGGGUUGAACAGAAAAACGAAACAACUGGUGGUGGUGGCGGUGGCGGCGAUGGGGCAGAUAAUAAGAGCGUUGCUGCUGCUGCAGUUUCGGCUUGAUGUUUUUUUGUUUCGACAAGUAAUCCUCUCUAUUCUUGUGAUUGCAUUAUUUUUUGGAAGAGAAAAAAAGUCUAUAUUUUUGCUUUCUAAUGGUAAUAGUAGUUAGGAUUUGGUACUCUACUUACUAAUUUUGACACGACGAUUAUCGGUUCAGAAAUUUGUCAUUUUGGUGCUAUGUAGAAAAUUAGGUCGCCGUUUCCUUAAAAGAGUUGACAAUCCACAGUUUGUGGGUGUGGAUGUUUCUCCCAUUUUAUGUUAUCAGAUUCAAUUCUAUUUUA